This is a messenger RNA of Drosophila hydei, 3131 nucleotides long. RefSeq names its product serine/threonine-protein kinase greatwall (gene gwl). The record is from RefSeq and is a predicted model, not a curated record. Lineage: Eukaryota; Metazoa; Arthropoda; Insecta; Diptera; Drosophilidae. Gene Ontology annotation, molecular function: protein serine/threonine kinase activity; ATP binding. The transcript is spliced from 7 exons. Gene Ontology annotation, cellular component: nucleus. Gene Ontology annotation, biological process: peptidyl-serine phosphorylation; intracellular signal transduction. The coding region runs from base 253 to 2817 and encodes 854 amino acids.
GACAGGGACAGCCCUGUAUAUAAAUAAGUUUCUAACACUGGGAUUAGUAAAACAUAUCGACGCGCUGUUUAAAUUGUUGCUUGAAAAAUUUUCUAGAAUCAAUUAAUGUUUUGCAAUUUAUUUUUAAAGAAUACAUUACGUUAACAUGCAUGUAAGAAUGCAGUAUUAACAAUUGCGGUCAAAAAUACUUUACGCGCGAGAAAAGAAUCCAGCGAAGCAAAUAAAACUGAAAAUCAAGAAUUGGAGGAUAACAUGGAACACACUGAUUUGGCGACUUCGCAAAACGAGUUACAUAUUGACUACAAAACACCAAAGAAAAUAAGCUUGCUAAUCGAGAAUGAGGAGUUAUUGGAUAAAAUAAAUAUAUUAACAACAAAACCAGAAAAUCACUCGUAUAAUGCAAAGCUGCCCACAAUUAAGGACUUCGUCAUCAUCAAGCCUAUUAGCCGAGGUGCCUUUGGCAAAGUAUUCCUGGGCUAUAAACACAACGACCCAAACAAACUGUUUGCCAUUAAAGUGAUGCGCAAGUCAGAGAUGAUCAACAAAAAUAUGGUUUCCCAGGUGAUAACCGAACGCAACGCUUUGGCAUUGUCGCGCUCACCAUUCUGUGUAAAUCUUUUCUAUUCGCUGCAAUCGGUGUCUUCCGUCUAUCUGGUCAUGGAGUAUAUGGUCGGCGGUGAUCUUAAAUCGUUGCUAGCCAUGUAUGGGUACUUCGAUGAGCCGACAGCUCGCUUUUACGUGGCCGAGAUGGCCAUGGCCCUGCAGUACCUGCACCAACACGGCAUCGUCCACCGCGACAUCAAGCCGGAUAACAUGCUGCUCUCGUCUAGUGGGCAUGUGAAAUUGACGGAUUUCGGUUUGAGCAAAAUUGAAUUGCGUCGCGAUCUGGAGAUAUCCGAUCUCAUCAAUUGUUCUCCCAAUCUUAAUGCACGUACGCCGGGCCAGCUACUGUCGCUCACGUCGCAUUUAUCCUUUGGCUCCGAGAAGAAGUUGCAGGAUUACGGUGCCAUAAGUGGUGUCCCUGCGGCUGUCACCGGUACGGGCACCUCACAUCUUAUGCAAGCCAUUAACAAGCAUAGCCACAUUAUGGAGUCCUCAGAUAGUGAGGCGGACACGUCGCUAAAUGAUGCGGAGAAGACGAGUGAUAGCAAAAUCUCUGGAGUUUCGCCAUUUUUUUCGGCCGAAGAGGUGAACGUUUCAGUUUUGCACACCUGCACCACAAACAAUAACUUUUUGGAUAGCAGCUCGUCUUCCUACCAUACCUGCACAUCGGCGGAGAUUAGUAAAAGCUCGCCGCCUCUGGAGGCAACAGCCGCGGGCGGGGCUCCGGCAAACACAAAACGACGUGUAGAAUUCGUCUUAGAUAGCAUUGCUAACGAUGGUAGUAACAGUGGCCGUGAUCGUGCCAACUGCCAGGGCUGCAUAUUGGCCGAACAGGACAAGGUCAACAUUGUUGCUAGCGGCGAUGAUAAAGACGUUGCCAAGUUGGAAAAUAUGAACGGAUCCUCGUUUGAAUUUUCUAUGGUACGCAGGCGUUCACUCGAUGAGCGCAACCGCAAUUCGAAGCUUCAAGAGGAUUCUGGCGUAUCUAGUCGAAAGGGUGACGAUAACUCUAGCUGUCAUAUAAAUUUAAAUUGCGAGAGCACCGCAUCCUCUAUAGAAAAGAACACUGAUAAUCUGAGUCAGUCGAAGGAAGAGUACAGCUGUUCCGAUUACUCACGCAGUUACAACAUGACAAAUAAUGCCAACGAGCUAAGUGGCAUACGCAUGAAUUCGCCAUUCCGUAAUCUGUCUAAACAUUUCAAGCGACCUGAAUUUCUGCGCGGCAUGAAACGUAAAAUUAAUCUGGUCAAUCGCUCGGAAAACAAUUCAUGCAUGGAUGUGGAUGCAUCUGGGAGUGCGAGUACAAGUACUGGCUUAACCCAAGAAAUCGAGAUACUUAACAUUGGUAGCAGCACACCCAAGAAGCGGAAGGCACGAUCCUCACCAAUACGUGGAGUAUUGAAAGUGCGUUCUCUAUCGGAUGACGAGUUGCCCAUGCAGCAUCUCCUGGGGUCUGAGGCUAACGUGGCCAAUGUAGUCUUCUCGACGCCUGUCUCCUCACAAAAGCUGCCACGUCGUGAUGGUGGCCUGCUGGGGAAGUUGAAGGCUACACGUUUCGCCCUGCCCUUGUCCAUUGAAAAUAAAAAACUGGAGCACAUGGCCGUGGAAAAGCUAUCGAGUGUUCAGUAUCAUAUAAAAUUGGCCGACGAUCCAACAAUGUCGCCUAUUAAUCAUGGCGGCGUGACUGUGCCCAAGACGCCAAAAAACAAUAUAAACGUAAACACACCAUUUCGUACGCCAAAAUCUGUGCGACGUGGGGUGCGCAUCUCGAACGAACGCAUUCUUGGCACACCGGACUAUUUGGCGCCAGAGCUGCUGCUGAAACAGGGUCAUGGACCGGCUGUCGACUGGUGGGCACUAGGUGUGUGCUUUUACGAAUUUAUGACUGGCAUACCGCCCUUCAACGAUGAAACGCCUCAGAAAGUUUUUGACAACAUUCUUAAUAAGAACAUUGAAUGGCCUGAAGGUGAUGAGGCUUUAUCUGCUGAUGCAAUGGAGGCUGUGGAGCUAAUGUUGACCAUGGAGCCCUCGGAGCGCCCAGCUGCCAGGGAGGUGCAGCAGAUGCGCCUUUUUGUUGGCAUCGAUUGGGAGAACAUUGGGAAUAUGGAGCCACCGUUUGUGCCCACGCCGGACAAUCCAACUGAUACCGGAUAUUUUGAGGCACGCAAUAAUAUGCAGCAUCUGCAGUUAUCCAACUUUGCGUUGGAUGAUUAGAGAAUAGCUCACCCGUACGUCUAGUUUUAUAAGUUAAGUGUUAUUUAUAUACAUUGUGUAGCAAUUUGUACUUGUCAAUUUUAUUUUUAUAUAUUUUUUAUUGUUAUCUCCGUUAGAUCAAUAUUUAUGUAUUCAAUUUUUAAACUUUCGAAAUAUCAACAUCGUCGUAAACAAUCCUGUAUAACGCUCGAUUUCGAUUUGGUUACUGUAACUAAGCUUAAACAAAUAGCUCCAAGUAGACACGCUUGUAACUGAUUAAACAAAUUUAGUCUCCAAGAUGUAAGCAUUAAAGUUAACCACGUAUAUUUUUUCAA